This is a messenger RNA of Acanthisitta chloris (rifleman), 464 nucleotides long. RefSeq names its product nuclear apoptosis inducing factor 1 (gene NAIF1). The record is from RefSeq and is a predicted model, not a curated record. The transcript has a single exon. NCBI's taxonomy places the organism in Eukaryota, Metazoa, Chordata, Aves, Passeriformes, Acanthisittidae. Gene Ontology annotation, cellular component: nucleus. The annotation marks the transcript as partial.
UUCCUGCAGAGACAACCUACCACAGCCUGGAGGACGGGGUGGUGGAGUACUGCACCACAGAAGCCCCAACCACAGUGACAGCUGAAGCACCCCUGGAGAUGAUGGCACACCAGCACGAGGUGUCUGCCAAACCUCAGGAGCUGAAGAGCAGAAUUGCCCUGAACUCAGCCAAGCUCCUGCAGGAGCAGCGAGUGACCAACCUGCACGUGAAGGAGAUUGCUCAGCACCUGGAGCAGCAGAAUGACUUACUGCAGAUGAUCCGUCGCUCCCAGGAGGUGCAGGCCUGUGCCCAGGAGCGACAGGCACAGGCCAUGGAAGGGACACAGGCAGCACUGAGUGCUCUCAUCCAGGUUCUACGGCCGAUGAUUAAGGAUUUCCGUAGGUUCUUGCAGAGCAAUACACCCAGUCCAUCCGUCACCACUGACCCCAGCCAGGCAGGGCAGCAGGAUGGUAUGAUCCAGUGA